Messenger RNA from Hyposmocoma kahamanoa, 3124 nucleotides. RefSeq lists its product as uncharacterized. NCBI's taxonomy places the organism in Eukaryota, Metazoa, Arthropoda, Insecta, Lepidoptera, Cosmopterigidae. The transcript is spliced from 7 exons. Bases 224 to 2902 code for a protein of 892 amino acids. The record is from RefSeq and is a predicted model, not a curated record. Gene Ontology annotation, cellular component: extracellular region. Gene Ontology annotation, molecular function: chitin binding.
CGAUGCGCGGGAAAAUUUCUUCGCAUGUAGAGCUGUCAGAUUUGUGGCAUUUCCCGAUCGAAAAAUAUUGUUAAAUAAAAAAAUCUUAUAACGCGCUAAAAUAGAAAGUGAAUAACAUUUCUGUGAUUGAUUUUUUAAAUUAUAAUUUUUUUUUGGUUGGAUUGUAAUGCAGUGAUUUAGUGACUAUUUUCAGUGAAAGUGUAGAUUUGGGAUAGACUUAAAUAUGAAGCUUACACAAUAUUUUUUCGGGUCGUGUCUUUUAUUCCUGUGUAUUUUUAUAGAAAUUGUCCAGCCAACAUGCGUUCUCGAGUCUGACUUCGGAUUCAAGAUCAACUGCGCGUUCAAAAAGGCAGGACUUUUCAGAGUUCGAAAUCUAGGAGGAAUCAAGGCCCAUGCAAGUUUAGGAUUUAGCCUGGGUGACGAGUUGGGUUUCGAGCAAUCGCUCACCAAUUUGGAUCAAAGCAGGAGGCGGUCAGUGAGCAUCAAGAAUGGAGCGCCGUUAAAUAUCAUCGCUGACACUUCUGCAAGGCCCGCUGUUAAACAGGAGAAACGCGGCAAACAGAACAGAAUUAUGAUGCGACCAGUGGCUCCAGCUUCCCGACCAAAUCAAGCGGCUAUGGAUAAGCUGACUAGUUUACAUCGACGGGGUUCUAGUACCAUGAAGCCAAUCAUCGUAACAAGCCCCACGGCAGAAGCUCCAGCUACCUUCAAUAGAGGGAACCCAACUAUAACUAUGGCUAAGCCUUUACCAAUGGGUGUGCCUCCCUUUAGGCCGUUACCACCUAAAGAAGAUGCCCUUCAAGUCUUACCCAUCGCCUCUACAACAAGGAAGGCGUUUACACCGCUUCAAGUGCCGCAAUCAAAAGGACCUGGUUUACUGUAUCAAAGUGAGAAGUAUUACCCCCAUGUUUCACACGAACAUGUCUCAAAAAUGGUCUCGCAAAUGACAGCAUCACACAUCGCCCCGCCACUACUCAGAAUUACGCCAACACCUAUCAUAGUUGACACGCCAAAAAUAUACUCGAUACCAACUACAGUUAACCCAUUUGUACCCAUGCCGAUCGCUGCUCUACCCGCACAAGCCUUAACAAUCAUACCACCACCAAUAUUUAAUCACUCCAUUCACUCACGACUCGUUCCAUCUAAAUCAUCCACCUACUUCACUCAAAACACUAUUUCUGUCCAAAAAACCAAUCCUCUUUCUAAAUUUGUAGACCCGGUUCCCCAUCAGGUGCACGAUCUGGCAAGUAUGUACCCUGCUUAUAAUACCAAAAAGGUCGAUGAGUACAACACAAUUACUGGUUACGGAGAUGAUACUAUACUAAAGUUCAAUAAAGAGGACAUAAAUGCGAAGAUAGCAGAAAUAGCUAAAGCAGGAAACAUUUCUAUGGAAGCAGUAGAAGCUGCGAUAGCACUGAGGCAGCAGCAGUUGUUGAACAAGUACGCAAAUCUUCCUGUACCAACGACAGCAACAAUAACCACAACAACCACGACGACAACUGAAGAACCAUUAGUUUUCCAGCCGCAACCUGAACCGGAAAUUGUAGUUGCCACCGUCCCUCAAAAGCCAAAGAGACAACCUACUACCGGUAAAGUAAUGAAUGCUCCACGAGAAUACUAUCCCGUCGGUUACGAGAAGAACUUCGAUGAUAAUUUUCAAUCGAAAGUGGACCUUCCAGAGACGAACUUCCAUUGUGGUGAUCAAAAAUAUUUUCCUGGAUUAUAUGGUGACGAAAGUCUUGGCUGUAUGGUGUUCCAUGUAUGUGCACUGACAGACGAUGGUCUGGUGAUGAAAUCAUUCUUGUGUCCGGAGUCCACGCUCUUCGACCAGACGAUUCUCAAGUGCAACUGGUGGUUUUACGUAGAUUGCAAGAAUACCAGACGUUUGUACGAUACUAAUAUCCCGGUUUCGAAGAGUUACCAACUCAUGAAAGCAUUGACUUUCUUUUCGUCGUACAAGAAAGAUAUGCAGGACGAUGGUCAACAAAAUCCUGAAGAUGUCGCCGGUAUCAAAGAAGCUAUAACCAUUCUGGAGAAUCAUGACAGCGAACAUGGUAAACCAGGCAAUAUCAGUAAUAACUUGCGAGUCGUUACGUCUCAACCAUUUGUCGACGAAAGAAACAAUCACAGAGUUGCCACCAGGAAUGAAACCAUAUCACCGAUAUACAGAGCUAAUAGAAACUAUAACGAUUCUGCUAAGAGACCAUCAUCUAAACGUAAUUCCCCACAAACACAAAAUUCGUCAGAAUUCAAAUCGAUAACAUUAAACGCUGAUAGAAACAUUAAAAAGGACAAUAAAAAACCAAGUUCUGCUGAAAACAGCAGACAUCAAAGUUCAUCAGAGCAUACUUCCACAGCUACAUCUGCAGAAACUAUUGCAGAAAGAAAGCACAGAAGAAGAAUGACUCUUAAACACAACAAUGCCACUACCGCAAGUACUAUAACAGUGCCUCUUACAAGCAUUAGACCAACGGAAUCCACUACUUCAGCAGUAGAAAUAGUAAAACAAGAAAUUCAGGAAAUUUAUAGCGAUAAUCCUACACAGGUAAGACAAGAAAAAUUAACUGAUCAAUUAGAGAGCGCUGAUAGUAUGGAUCCAACAAUAUUCAAAGAUGCUAAAGAUUCCCCUGCGGUCAAGAGAUUUUAUAGAUCUAGCGCUGAAAGUGAGACUAAUAAAGAAGACCAGGAACUGACGCUCGUAAACAAUGAAAUGGUACAAAUUGUCAGACCCACUUCAAUGAUGAAAUUGGUUGGGCAGCAUGCGACACCUACUGCUACAAUAGCAAAACUAGAUGAAGCUAUAUUAGGUAAGAUUCCCUACUCGCGAGUUAAAAAAGCAGUGGUUACAACACCUGAAAGACAUGAAAAUCAAUGGCGAUCAACGAACAGGUUUCGGACAUAGUCAUGGUAUAAAUUUUAGUCAAUAAUUAAAUUUAAGUGUCAUAUAGAACUCCUUGUUAACUUAUUUAUUUCUAACAAGAUACGUAAGUAUGAAGGCCAAUAUAGGUGUUAGUAGAUUACGUAUUUGCUCAAUAUCUUGUAUUUAGUCUAGUUGAGGAUUCAGUCAAGUGAUAUUAUGUUAUGGUGUAUGUUUUAGAUGCGUAGAAUUAAAACGAAUUUCCUA